AAUGGAUCACGACAUUAAUCAAGCGCAGUCAAAUAUAGAAAAAUCCCAAAGGAAACAAAAGGAACGACAUGAUAAAAAUUUAACAAAUGAAUAUACUUUUAGAGUUGGAGAAUUAGUUUUAAUGCAUAAAACUGAAAUACAGGACAAAAAGAAAUUAGAAGAGCGAUGGAAAGGACCAUACUACAUUCAUGCAGAUCUUGGAAAUGGAGUGUACAAAUUAAGGACAAUGGAACGCAAAAUAUUAAAAGUGCCGAUCAAUGGCGCAAGGCUAAAAAAAUAUCACCAACGUGCACUACCUGAACCAAUUGUAUUAAUUGAGAAUUAA
Molecule: messenger RNA, 325 nt
Organism: Funneliformis geosporum
Lineage: Eukaryota; Fungi; Glomeromycota; Glomeromycetes; Glomerales; Glomeraceae
Source: the annotation of a GenBank genome assembly